GCAUCAAUAAAAAAACUUCUUCAGCCACGUAAACACGGCUGGAUCAGCAGCUGCGUUUCCAGAGACCCGGCAGUCACCAGAGCCACUCAGAACAGGGAGCAGACUGUGACCUUUGACCCCUGAUAGGCCCCAGCUGGAGCUGAUGAGGCCUCAGCUGGUUAGAUGUUUGCAGACGGACGUCUUUGCUUCUGCUGGACCCGGAAACUUCAGCUGGGCUGAAACUUGGGUUUGUUUCUCUGGACAGGAUGAAGCUUUGUGAGAAAAGGUCGGCGUUGCUGGGAAUCGCAGAAAACAUCGAAAUGAGGCUUUUCUCUUCAAAAGAGGAAACCGUGAUCAUAACGACGCAGGAAAAGCAGGAGAACAAACAGACCCGGAGGCUCCGGUACCGGGAGCAUCCUCUGGCCCUGGACCUGGAGGAGGAAGAGGAGGAGGAUGAAGACCUGCUAGUCGAGAUCAAAACCAAACAACCAGCAGAACCAAAAACUAAACCUCCCGUCGCCAAGGAGACGUUUUAUGGUUCACACAUAACGGACGACACAGACAUCGAGAUGGAGGCCUUUCCGCACAUCAGGCUCUCUGACAUCGAGCUGGUCGAGAUGAAACCCAGAAGCUCUGACGCCGACGCUCCGUCGUUUCUUAACAAACCUCGUCACUUUAAGUGGAAGAAAGUGAAUCCAGAGAAGAGCAGACAUGUGGUUAAAGACGUGAUCUGCCUUCCAAAGGAUCAUUACCUGGAGCAGCUGGACAGUAAACAACCGACUCUCCAACAAUUUGCUCUGGCGGCUCGCAUCACGGUGGACUCCAGCUGGUCAGCCAAUCAGAUGCAGAGCCGCCUGGCGUCGCUUUUCCAGGCGCAGUUUGUAAAGAAACCGGGACAAAAGUUUUCCUUCACGUAUCUACAGAGCGUGCGGAGCUCCAAAGUGCUGUUUGUCCCCGACUGUCCUGCAGAGGGCUGGACUGGAGAGCAAGUACUGCGGACCAGUGAACACGGCGCUUUGUAUAUAUUUAGUCACCACAGCUUUGAACAGGCACAAAAAGCAUCCAUCUUAAAAAGGAAGGAAUCGGGGUCAAAGGUCAGCAGAGAGAGUCGAGGUCCAGUGGGACAGAACCAGCUGUGUGUCUGCCGGGCUCCAGAGAGGCUCACCCUCAACCUGGACACCAUUCUGAGGUUAUUCAGACUGGAAAACGCAAACGCAGACGCAGAAACUGUCAUGCAGGUGAGCAGAGGAGACGUCCUUCCUGCUGCUCUGCAGGAGGUCAGKAAGCCUGGAUUCUGCUUCAGAUCCACGCCUGCAGUUUCCUUCAGCGACGACGAGGAAACGCUCAGCCAGGAUGAAGCUGUCAGGGAGUUCUUCAGGCUGACCCUCCUGGAGCUGCAGCGGAGUCGUGUUUUUGAGGGUCGUCCGGAGCGUUUGUUCUUCACCUAUGACCUCACGGCGCUGGACGACAGGUUGUAUUACGAAGCGGGCGUUCUGAUUGGCUGGUCGCUGGCUCAUGGAGGACCUGGACCGUGCUGUCUGCACCCCGCCCUCUACCAGCUGAUGUGUUGCCAAAGUGCAUCUUUGGAGGAUUUUAACUGGAGCGACGUCGUUGAUGCUGAAGCUCAACUCCGACUGCAGGAGCUGCAGAGCUGCAGCGACGUGAAGCGUCUCUCUCCCAGCCUGUGCGACUGGCUGUCCGGCUGUGGGAUCCAUCCGGCAUGUUCCAAAGAGAUUCCCGCCGUUUACGGCCGCUUGGUGAAACGCCACGUCUACCACAGGGUGGCCAGUAUGAUCUCCCAGUUCCUGGAGGGCCUGAACAGCUGUGGGGGGCUGUGGGAUCUGGUGAAGUCGCACUGGGAAGCGUUUCUGCCGGUGAUGACCAGUCUGACCAGUACGGAGCGGCGGGCGCUGAGCCUGGAGGAGUUCAGACGCCUCUUCACGUUUUGCUUCAGCGAUCUGGACUCUGAGCUGAGGGGAGCUGAGGAAACCACAGCGGCUCAGUGGGAAACCGUCCUGAGCCUGGUCAGCGAUGGUGAAGCGUGUUUCUCCUUUGAAGACCUCCUCCUCUUCAUCACAGGAACCCAUCAUCUUCCUCCGCUUGGUCUCCCCAAACUCAUCUCUCUGCGUUUUUACUCACAGGACUCGGYYKCGUCCGACCCGACUCUCCCUCACGCUUCUCAGGAUUCUCUGGAGCUGUUUCUGCCCAGAGGAGUCCCAGAGGCUCCGGACCUGCUGGUGCUGCUGACCAGAACCUUACACACGACUCUGGAUCGAAGCCGUUUGCAUGCAGGCAGAGAUCAAACCUCUCCUGAAAUGAUGACGUAG
Poecilia reticulata (guppy) is the source of this 2306-nucleotide messenger RNA. Its product is annotated as G2/M phase-specific E3 ubiquitin-protein ligase-like. The record is from RefSeq and is a predicted model, not a curated record. NCBI's taxonomy places the organism in Eukaryota, Metazoa, Chordata, Actinopteri, Cyprinodontiformes, Poeciliidae. Gene Ontology annotation, molecular function: ubiquitin-protein transferase activity.